CACACGCACAAACAAUGCUCGCGCCUCUCCUAGGUUACAUUAUAAUAUUGGGGAAAUGCGUGACGUCACAGCUUACAAAUAACGUGCACACGCGAAGACGCACGGGCGCUUUGGCGGUAAUUGAUCUUUACGCCGGUGUGACAGUGUGUGACUUGCACUGAUCGAGCUGCAUCAUGGAGAGUUCUAGGCUCAUCAAGGUGUGCGCCGGGGUCGCUAUAGCUUUCACCGCAACCGUCCUGAUACACAUGCGAGACCCGUCCGACGUGCUGGACAGCGGUUACGGUUACCCCGAGCUGUGGCGGAAAACCGGCCUGGCUGGAGCUCCGGCGCGCGCUGCGGCGUGCAUCGUAGCGGGCACUCUGCUUCUGGCAGCUGGCUGGCUUUACCGUCUCCUGUUCGCGCCUCUGGAACUCCUGCGGAAUCCGGACGAUGUUGGAUACGUGGCUGAAGACGGGCGCUCACGAGCCCGCGCUGCCAACGAGGUGCGGCGGAGGCGCAAGACCGGAGAACUGCCUCCAGUUUACCCGAACGGCUGGUACCGGAUCCUGGAUUCGCACAUGCUGGAGCGGGGAGACGUCAAGAGCGUUACCGUUUUGGGUGAGCAGGUGGCUGUGUUCCGUGCUCAGAAUGGGAAGGUCCAUGUGGUGGAUGCCUACUGCCCUCACCUAGGGGCCAACCUGGCUGUAGGGGGCCGAGUGGUGGGCAACUGUAUAGAAUGUCCCUUCCACGGGUGGCAGUUUCGAGGAGAGGAUGGAAAGUGUGUCAGGAUUCCAUACGCUGAAAAGGUGCCGGAGUUUGCUAAGGUUCGCUGCUGGCUGAGCUGUGAGAUUAACGAGCAGAUCUUGGUUUGGUUCCACUGUGACGGAGAGGAACCAAGCUGGACAGUUCCAGAGCAGAAGGAGAUCACCAAUCAGGAGUGGGUUUACCGAGGACGCACAGAGCACUUCAUCAAUGCUCACAUAGAGGAGAUACCAGAGAACGCUGCAGACAUCGCUCACCUCGCUCACCUACACACACCGGGUAUCGUGAGUGGCGUGGAUCUGCGUUACACCAACAGUAAGACCUGGGAGUUCAUCCGCCAUGACUGGAAGGUGGAAUGGAAUCCAGAGCCAGAGCCUAAUAAGCACUGUUCUCAGAUGUUAGUGAAGCAUGCUCUGACUGUAUUUGGACGUCACUGGCCUCUCUUGGACGUGAAUGUAGUGGCCAGACAGGUCGGUCCAGGUGUAGUGUUCCUGCUGUUUAAUCACAAAUUCCUGGGUCAUGGUGUGAUCUUACACUGUGUGACCCCGGUGGAGCCACUGCUGCAGUGUGUGUCGCACUCCAUCUUCUACCAGAGCAACAUUCCUCCACUGGUGCCAAAAUUUAUCCUUCGAGCAGAGUGUAUACAGUUUGAGCGAGACGUGAUGAUCUGGAACAAUAAGAAGUAUAUUUCUAAACCAGUGCUGGUGAAAGAGGACUCGGCCAUCCAGAAACACCGGCGCUGGUACAGUCAGUUCUACAGCGAGAACAGCCCACGUCUGCGCUUCCAAAACGACACAAUGGACUUCUAAUCAAACACAUGGACCGGACUCAAGAUGUUAUGCAGCUGUUCAAUCACGGAUCCUUGUAAUGGUCCUUCCCAGACCUGAAACACAUCGAGAUGAGCCGAUGAUCUUAAAAUAUUCGAAUGUUCCUCAAUCAGAACAGAACAUCUCAAAAACCCAAGAGGACGCCAUAAUGGUAGCAGAUUAUUUCCUUCCAGUUUUUAAGGACCGUUAAGUCCUCGUUGAAGUGCCUGAAAGGACCGUGAAUCAUUAAUACAAGUGCUAACUUUUUCUUGCACUGUGAGAAUCACUGUAGCUCGACUUUAUUGCAUAUCGCAUUGUAAUCAGGGGAAUUUAACACAUCACAACACAUCGCACACUGAAGAGCUCUUCCAUCUAAUGCAAGCAAUAACAGCUGACGGGCCAGAAGACGAACCGAAGCCAGAAGACUCAAUCAUUUCUACACUGUGAAUUACAAGGACGUCCUCUUGGUAUUACUAAAAUACAGGGCUUGAAUUGGUGCAGCAAUCUCCGUAAAUACAUACAGCCGCAUUGAUGUGUGUAUCAUGAAGGAUUCUAUACACGCCUCACUGCAUCGUAAAGCCUGAUACAGCUAUCUCAUUCUUAAUUAAUAGUAAGCUGUUAUUUAGAAAUAAUAUCAAAGGAGGCGUGGUCUCGGUGCCUGUCUGAACCAUAGUAUUUAAAAUCGCCGGCUUUAAUAAUACCCACGAUAUAUAUUGUAUAAUUAAGCAUGAGUCAACUUGGAUGUUAUCUCAGAACGGAAAAUGUACAAUGCUCACAGUUUCUCAUAAAGUAAAGAACAACAUUUAUCCGUUUAUAGAUUAUAACGUUAAACCACAAAGCCCUGAAGACUCUGUUAGAAAACCUCCACAUUUUUAAAGCACUGACGCUGGAGAAUCCUUCCAAAAAUACUACAGAAAACCUAAUGCAUUUAUAUAUAAAUCUGUGAUCUGACUUGCAUCUGGUACAAAUAAAUAAUAAAUGAUCGCUAUAUAUUUUAAAUAUAAAUAUUUAUAAACACUUAAAUAUGUAUUACUGUACACUGUAGCUACAUAGCAUUCAGGACAUAAAGGUUUAAAGCCAAUAGAAUCCGGUAUACAGUUUGAGUGUUUGAGUUUUCAGUGUGUUGAAUGACUUCAUUACAAUAUGCCAGAGCAUGCACUAAAAGCGUGCAGUGUUUGAUAAAGCUAGAUAACUACUGAACUGUUAUCUAACCAUUUUUUUUUAAAAAGCUAACAGUGGUGUUUGUCCUUGUGCGCAGCCAGACUACUUGCUGUUGCUCAUUUGCCCUGUUUGCAACAAAGAGAGAAAUAAUUUUGCCCAUUAUUUUUGUACAUGGGAUAUGGCUGAUACCUCAAACUAGCAUUUCUACACUAUUCUCUACACUAAAUGGAAAUACUGUAUGUUUGCUUUAAAUAUUCUCACUCACUCACUCAUUUUCUACCGCUUAUCCGAACUACCUCGGGUCACGGGGAGCCUGUGCCAAUUUCAGGCGUCAUCGGGCGUCAAGGCAGGAUACACCCUGGACGGAGUGCCAACCCAUCGCAGGGCACACACACACUCUCAUUCACUCACGCAAUCACACACUACGGACAAUUUUCCAGAGAUGCCAAUCAAUGCCAUGCAUGUCUUUGGACCGGGGGGGAGGAAACCGGAGUACCCGGAGGAAACCCCCGAGGCACGGGGAGAACAUGCAAACUCCACACACACAAGGCGGAGGCGGGAAUCGAACCCCCAACCCUGGAGGUGUGAGGCGAACGUGCUAACCACUAAGCCACCGUGCCACCCUGCUUUAAAUAUUGUUUUAUGGUAUUCAUGGCUUACAGAAAUCACUGACAGUCACUGACGGUAUUAAAUCAACUGGUCUUAGACGUAUAAGCUCGCUACCACAGUAUGGUCGAAUCCACGAUUCUGAUUGGUUGGUGCGUAUUAAGUUAUUUUCUAUAACCGCUGCUCUGACAACUGAAAAAUAUAAAUCGCAGGAUUUUAUUAACACAUUUGUUUAAAUAUAUGAUCAUUUCUGUAGUAAAAUGACGUAUACUAUUCUGAUAUGAUUUGUUUUCUGUAAGGAGCCGUUUAUAAGACAUUGAUGGAAGGAGUCUCCAGUACAAGUCAUUACAUUUCCAAUAUUAAAACUAGUUUAUAACUGCUAUCAUUUAAACGACGACGUGACUUGACAUUAAAUGUAAAUAUAAAUGGAUAAAAAACAUUAAAAAUGAUAAAUGCGGUUAUUAGAAAACAAUCACACAAUGAUGUUAUAUCUUUUUAUAUAUAAAUAUCUUGUUUCUUAAUGUUAGAAUUGUCUUAAUGAACUCUUGUGAUUAGACGUUCUUCGUUAUUCCACAAAGCUUUAUGUAUUGUUGCACAUGCCGUAACUGUACCGUACGUCUGCUCGCACACACUGUAGUCUUCAUUUCAGAACGUUCUUCGUGGUAAAAAUCAAUAUGAAAUCAGUCACGUAUAAUUUUACGGCUGUUCCCGUUAGGAUCGUGUGUACUGGAUGGAGGGAAAAAAUCUUAUUUCACAAGUUAAUGACCCAUUAGUAAUGUCUUUCAGCGGCUGUUAUAACAAAUCUCUUGUCAUGAAUCCCAGACAGUGAGCAGGUUUGUUUGGUAACAACAAUGUUACAUCUCAGCCUGUGUCCUGACACUAAAUGGUGUUAAUAUCUUAUGUUACAACAAGAUGAGCCCAUUAUGAUAAGUGCCAUGUGCUGCGUCUGAGGCUCUGAAUACAUUUCAAAUGUCAUUCAACUAGAACAAGAGAGAGAAAGAGAGAGAGGGAAAGAGAGAGAGAGAGAGAGAGGUGCAUGAUUGGUUAUUGUCCUGAGCAUUGUCAGCAUGCAGAUGUUGCCUGAUGAAAUUAGCUUCUGUAGAGCAGAAGUAUCAGCUAAAGUGCAUUAAGGGAUCCUUUGCUUACACACCUGACUGCACGACAUGACUCUCUCUGUCUCUCUCUCUCUUUCGCUCUCUCUUUCUCACUCACUCACUCACUCUUUAUCCAUCUCUUGCUAUUUGUGUGCUCUGCGUCUAUGCAGCCAACACAUUGAGCCUGAGAACUGCAGCGCCGCAGGCGAGCGAAACAGUGUUCGUUCUUAUUGCCUUGUCAUCUUGAUUGAUUUAUAUAAAUCUAUUUUGUGUUGUUUUGAGGUGAAUCAAACAGGUUU
This is a messenger RNA of Tachysurus vachellii, 4707 nucleotides long. Its product is annotated as cholesterol 7-desaturase nvd. Bases 174 to 1550 code for a protein of 458 amino acids. The record is from RefSeq and is a predicted model, not a curated record. NCBI's taxonomy places the organism in Eukaryota, Metazoa, Chordata, Actinopteri, Siluriformes, Bagridae. The transcript has 8 exons. Gene Ontology annotation, biological process: cholesterol metabolic process; chlorophyll biosynthetic process. Gene Ontology annotation, molecular function: chlorophyllide a oxygenase activity; 2 iron, 2 sulfur cluster binding. Gene Ontology annotation, cellular component: chloroplast.